AGAUAGUACUAGUAUACCAUAGCCGGUGCUAGUAUUAUCCCGUUCCAAAGGGGCCAAAGUCAGCCGUUUGUGGGGUCUAAAGGCGGGCUGCAAUUAAACAAAAGCAGCAUCAUCAUCAUCGCAUGCCUACGUACGUGACACAAGAAGAAGAGAAUAAGUCAGUAAUCAAACGAAUCACAGGCAUAUCAUCAUCAUAUGCCUAUUCUUCUUCUUUUUCUUCUUCUUCUUCUUACAGAAUACCCAGACUCCUCCGUCUUUAGAAAACCUCAAAUAAAAACGUCAUAACUUCCAAAACACCAGCACGCCAACAGUAUUAUCAAAUAUGCGCUUCUGUGUCUUUUCCAAAGCCAACAACGCCACUGUCCCAUUUCAUUAUUUUAACUCUUGAAUACUAGUAGCACUAUUAACUUUCAUAAACUCCACUCCACAUUAAUCAACCUCUCUUAAAAACAAAAAAAAAGUCUUCCUAUUUUGCAUGCUCCUCCUCCUCUAGAUCAAAUGACCAAGUACCAUCAUCAACAAUUACUCUCCCACCCUUCCUCCUCUCUCUCCCAGCCCAUCCUCGAUUCCUCCAAGAUGAUAAACGAAGAACCAGACCCCAACCCCAUGUCCGAUCACAACAUUUUGGAGUGGAUAGAGGGCUCCUUGCCUUUCCUCCCUCCAAUCUUCGAUGAUCCUUAUGAUUCCUGGUGGCCGCUUCCUGCUCCAGCUCCGGACCAGGAACAGAUUAACCGCUGCUCGACUUCUUUCAACAGCAACGUCUCUACUGUUACCGCCGCGACGAGCGCUACCCUCCCUGAACCUCCUGCCAUUCCCUCCGACCAUCCACGGCCGUCGGAUUCUUCCAAGAAACGGAAAGCGUCCGACGAUCAUGCUCCCAAGACAUCCCAAAUCUCCCGAAAGAGUCAGAAUCGUCGGAACAACAACGAGGGUGAUGAGGGGGAAACGAUUGUGGAACAAGGCCUCGUUCCAGCCAGGAAGUCUUCUGGGAGUAAAAAGGCCGCAGCCAAGUCCGGAGGCAAUACCUGUAACAACAAAGACGGUAGGUGGGCAGAGCAGCUGCUCAACCCUUGUGCGGCUGCCAUUACAGCCUCAAAUCCAAGCCGGGUUCAACACCUCUUGUACGUCAUCAACGAGCUCGCCUCCUUAACCGGUGAUGCCAACCACCGGUUAGCUGCUCAUGGGCUCCGGGCGCUGAAGCAUCACCUGGCUUCCCCUGGCUCAUCGGUCACUUCAGCCGGAAGUACUACUUUCGCUUCUACCAACCCAAAGUUCUUUACUGAGUCUCUUAUCAAUUUUAGCGACAUCAAUCCCUGGUUCCGCAUCCCCAACAGCAUAGCCAACUCCUCCAUCCUGCAAAUUCUCCAGGAACAGAAUCAACCUCGAAAUCUUCACAUUGUCGACGUUGGAGUCUCUCAUGGCAUUCAGUGGCCAACUCUCCUCGAAGAAUUGACGCGUCGAUCAGGUGGACCGCCUCCUUUGGUUCGUAUUACGUUAAUCACUCGAACCAAUCACGAAGAACAAUCACGGAACACACCAUUCGCCGCAAGCCCCUCGGGAUACAAUUGCUCAUCACAACUCCUGGGUUUUGCUAAAAAAAUAAACAUCAAUCUUCAGAUCAACAGACUCGACAACUUCCCGUUGCAGAAUCUCAAUUCUCAGGUCAUAAAGUCGUCCCCAGAUGAGACCUUGAUCAUUUGCACCCAGUUUAGGCUCCAUAAUCUCAACCACAACAACCCAGAUGACAGAACGUACUUCUUGAAAGUAUUGAGGAGUAUGGAACCUAAAGGAGUAGUUCUUACUGAGAAUAACGCGGACUGCAGCUGUCACAACUGCGUAGACUUUGCAACAGGGUUCUCUAGAAGAGUGGAGUACUUGUGGAGAUUCCUGGACUCGGCAAGCGUUGCAUAUAAAGGACGUGAGAGCGACGAAAGAAGGAUGAUGGAAGGAGAGGCUGCGAAGGCUUUGACGAAUGCAGGAGAGAUGAACGAGAGGAAGGAGAAAUGGUAUGAGAGAAUGGCCAGUGUUGGUUUCAGCAGGCAGGUGUUUGGAGAGGACGCAGUUGACGGCGCUCGGGCAUUAUUGAGGAAAUACGACAGUAAUUGGGAGAUCAGAGUAGAAGACAGAGAUGGCUGCGUGGGUUUGUGGUGGAAAGGGCAGCCUGUAUCUUUUUGCUCAUUGUGGAAAAUAGCUCCAGAUACCAAAUAGAGACAAGACUGAUCCAGUGGGUUUCUCAUUGUUGUUCAGUCUCAUCUGUGAAGGAAUUGUACUAAGUGAAAUCUUUCAGCUUCUUAUCUUGUCGCCAGCUUCAGUGCCAUCCUUCUAUCUUUAACCAGCUACCCAACACUACCAUGAUCGAAUGUGAAGCUCUCUCUCUAGUUAAAGAAUAGGAAGGAGCGAAACAAACGCAGGCAUUUCGUAGAUCAAGUGAUUAGUAGUAGAUUCCGGGAUCCUCUGUAAUAUAAUUUUGUCAAAGUUAACAAACAUAUGAGCAAACUCAUCAAUCUUAUACAUACCCAUUUUAUUCAUCUUUCA
This is a messenger RNA of Coffea eugenioides, 2535 nucleotides long. RefSeq names its product nodulation-signaling pathway 1 protein. The transcript has a single exon. Gene Ontology annotation, biological process: regulation of DNA-templated transcription. Gene Ontology annotation, molecular function: DNA-binding transcription factor activity; sequence-specific DNA binding. The record is from RefSeq and is a predicted model, not a curated record. NCBI's taxonomy places the organism in Eukaryota, Viridiplantae, Streptophyta, Magnoliopsida, Gentianales, Rubiaceae. The coding region runs from base 499 to 2208 and encodes 569 amino acids. Gene Ontology annotation, cellular component: nucleus.